Messenger RNA from Colletes gigas, 1021 nucleotides. RefSeq lists its product as uncharacterized. The transcript has 2 exons. The record is from RefSeq and is a predicted model, not a curated record. NCBI's taxonomy places the organism in Eukaryota, Metazoa, Arthropoda, Insecta, Hymenoptera, Colletidae. The coding region runs from base 169 to 753 and encodes 194 amino acids.
AUUCUUGUUUGGACGCUGGCGGUUAGCAACGACGCUCUUCCAACGUACAUCAAGGGAUGAAGAGAAUUUCUCGGAUUUUUCGUUACUUACAGUACUUUAAUUAGUGUCAAAGGAAUCAAAGAUUGCGACUGGUUUGUGUAUCGAAGAAGAAACAAAAUAUUAAGAAGCAUGCGACCGGAUUCGCGUAGCGUUUCGUUUACGUUUCACCGGGACGUUCUGAGUGUCAAAAAUUCACCGGAGAUAUCGAAAGAUUCGAAAAAUUUAAGACAACGCCUUCAGGAUCGUUUUGAAAAAGAGAAGUCCAAUGAUUCGAGCAAAGAGAAAACGUUAAAGGACAAACAAACAGGCGAUCGAAGCUGGAAUAAUAUAUCGCUUGGAAAUAUGUCAGCAGAUUCUAGACGUGCUCUGCGGAGCGGAGCCGAGAAAUUGUCCAAAACGAUAUCUUCCGUCCGCACAACAUUUGGAACCAUCUCGCAGAAAUUCAGAAGUUCAACACGCAGGCGGCAGAGACUGGAAGAGCAGCAAUCGCCAAAUAGUAUGUGCAAGAUGCAAACUCCUCAAACACGCUCGCGUCAGCUUCUGGGACGUACGCCGACAAAGCUUUACAGUCCUUUCGGCAUCGAAUCACCCAGGCAUGCAUGGGAUAAAGAGAAUAAAGAAACUCCGUUACAUGCGCCUACAGGAAUUAACACACGUUAUAUUCAGUGCAGGCAAUUCCGUUUUACAAGGAAAGGAUUCUCCAUGUUGAGAUAAAAGCUUCCUAUUUCUUUUUUAAGAUAUACAGAAUGAUCUCUUUACUUCCUAGCAACGCAUUCGAGAUUGCGUGCCUUGUGCAACUUAUAAUUGUCUUAUUUAUUCGAAUUCUUAUUAAGGUAGCGAUUCGCACUGAUAUGAUUAUAUCAUAACGUAUUAUCUACAAUAUCAAGCAGUUUUGCAUGUACAUGUAAUGUAUAAUGUAUUUAUACAAUUUUAUACGUAUUUAUAUCAGUAAUUAUUAUUGAUGCAAUAUCAAAUAAAGAAG